Diversispora eburnea is the source of this 1551-nucleotide messenger RNA. Lineage: Eukaryota; Fungi; Glomeromycota; Glomeromycetes; Diversisporales; Diversisporaceae. The record is from the annotation of a GenBank genome assembly.
AUGGAUCGUCGAGAAUUCGCGUUACGUAUUUUAAUAUUUUUGACUUUUAGCGGACUUAUAUUAUGGUCAUCAAUGGAGGGAAUAUUGAUAGUAUUUGGAGUAAAAAAAUCUGACCCUCUAGUUUCAUUGUCCGUAAAAAAUUUUAAAGAAACUGGAAUUGGAAUUCCUAUUUGGAGUAGUUUUAUAUGUUCCCAAAAUCUUACUGGAAUUACAGUAGAAACACUUGAACGGGGAGGAAAUACAGGGAAUGGUACCGAAACAAAGGACAAACCUACUCGACUUCCCGAUUCAUAUAUAAGUAAAACUGAUACUAAUGCAUUAACUACGGGAGAUUGGACUUUAACGUCAGGAAGUUGGCCAUGUUUUAUUUUUAAUAAUUCUAAUAAAGAUUAUAAAUUCAUACCAGGAAUUGUAGAUCAACUUAUUAUAGUUGCAUUCGUUAAUGGAGAACAAUCACAAGCUGAUAAUGGAAUAAUAUUCGGAGUAUACGAUGACUUAAGACCCCUUAAUGAAGUAGAACCAUUUACUGCUGGAAUACCUUCAAUAAAUACUUAUACUUUUACUUUAACUGAAAAAGAAGAUGUAAAUAACAAGGAUGAAUUGUAUUUUACUGUUAAUAAACAAAAUUAUCAUUCUACGACUUUUAAAGGUAGUUCUAUUGCUGCAAGGUUUCUUUAUUCACCCGAUACUUAUAUGGUCGUAAGAUAUAUAGAAAAACCACAAUACACAUUUUAUGCUGUAAUUAGUGCUACUGGUGGAAAUCUUACCUACGCCAUAGCAUUAUGGAUAAUAUUAUUUGGUCGAGGAAAAUAUAAAUCUUGGGGAUUCAUUCAUCGAUAUAUUUUACGUAAUUCGCCUGAUGCUCAUAAGAAGGAUAAUUCCAAUCGAUUAUUAAAUAUACCAUUUUAUAGUAAUAAAGAAAAAAUUGCACUUGAUAAUGAUAAGAAUAAAGGGAAUAAUUUGGAAAGUCAAGUCAAUCAAACACCAAAUCCUCCACUUUCUUUCAUUACAUCAUCUCAACAACAACAAAAUGAUUAUUAUUCAGUUUCAAAAUAUACAGAUUCUGCACUUUUUUUUACCACAAAUGAAACACCAACAAUUUUUUCCAAAAAUGCCACAUCAGAAAGAUUUGGAAAUAUUGGUGAUGAAAAUGACAAUAUUGAUGACGAAAUUCGUUGUAGUAGAAAUGGCAUAGGAAGACUUAGUGAGAUCACUGAUAGAGAAAUUACAAAAAAAUUAAAUAAAAUAGUUGAUGAAAAACUUUGGUUCUUAGAACAAACUAUAAGCAGACAUUAUCUUUCCGGAUUUAGAUUACGUAGAUAUGAUUCAGAUCUUAAAAAAUUGAAACAUAAAAGUAGUUACUAUUUUGAUAAUAAUGUAAAGAAUAAUUUAAAAAAUAAUUUGGAGAAUAAUUUAGAAGAAGAAAAUAAUCAGUUGGAUCGAGAUGAGAUAAAAUCAUCACCAAGAAGGUCAUCAUCUUCAUCUCAUUCUUAUCCAGUACAAAUCGAUCUUGAAAAAGAAAAUCCCAAAAACCUUGAAGAUCAUCUUUAG